Chlamydomonas reinhardtii is the source of this 4483-nucleotide messenger RNA. RefSeq lists its product as uncharacterized. NCBI's taxonomy places the organism in Eukaryota, Viridiplantae, Chlorophyta, Chlorophyceae, Chlamydomonadales, Chlamydomonadaceae. The record is from RefSeq and is a predicted model, not a curated record. The transcript is spliced from 12 exons. The coding region runs from base 411 to 3137 and encodes 908 amino acids.
AGCAAGCUCAUUGCUCAAGCCUUGGCAACUAGCUUGUAGCAAGCAUGCUAUGCUUUAAAGCACACGAGCGAGCGAAGCGCGAACGCGCUCCUCGCUCGCCUUGGUCGAUGGCCGAGCGAGCGAGGUCUGCUCCCUGCCCGUGGCCGCGGCAAGGACUGCCACGACCUUGCCCGCUGCUCGCGGGGCUUCUCCCCCCGUGCAGGAACACUUAUAAACGCACUUGUGCAACAGAAACAGUCCAGGAAACACGGGCAUCAACACAGGCACACGUGAAACACGCACCGCCAUAGAGUCCUAGCUAUCUAGCUCUAGUGCUCUAUACCCUUUGUCUCCAGCCGCCCACACUAGCUCCUAACGUCAAUCACGCAACGCCAUCUUCCCAGUCAGCAGUAGCAGCAGUAGCAGUGCGAAUGGCAGGCCAGAUCGCCCGCCGGCCGCCUCGGGCCCGGGCCGGCCCUGACUCCGCCUCGCGUCGGUCGCCGUCGCCGCCGACUGCCGCCGCCACCUUCGCCUCCGCCGGCGCCGCCCUCGCUGCCGCGGCGCUGCCCAUGCUGCUGAUGCUGAUGCUCACGCAUCCCGCAGGCGCCGCGCGUACCCUCAUGAACUCUACCCCUCAGCUGGUCGGCGGCACCGACGGCAACAGCAACGGCAACAGCAACAGUGACGGUAACCCCAACGUGCAGGUCCGGGCGCCCUUCACCGCCGUCGCCGUCACCACCCCACCCUCCACCUCCACCUCCACCUCCGCCUCCGGCGGUUCCCACCAGCAGCCCAAGCCUCAGCUCCAGGUCCCGAGCCAGCCGCUGCCGCUGCCGAAGCAGCCGCUGCAGUCGGCCGCCAGCGGUGGCGGCGCCGCCAGUGGCGUGGCGGUGGUGCUCGGCGACCCCCACCAGAAGCCGCUCCUGGUCAACGUGCAGGCCGAUGGCAAGCCCACCGGCAGUGGCUGUGUGGUCAUCCCUGGUGUGGGAGUGGUGGACUGGCUGGGCGGCUGCCGCCGCCACCUGACCACGACCAACACCAACGUUGACGUGAAUGUCAACGUGCCCGGCAGCAGUAGCAGUGGCGGAAGCGGCAGUAGCAGCAAUGGCAACAACCAGAACAGCAACAACAACCGCCAGGGCCAAGAUCAGCAGCAGCAGGGCCAGCAGGGUCAGACGGCAGUCAAUGUCAAGGCGCCCUUCACCGACGUGGCUGUGGAUGCCGGCAAGAGCGGCAGCGUGUCCGUGACCGCGCCCUUCUACUCCGGCACCAACGCCUGGGGGGGCCGCCGCCUCACCACCACUGGCACGGAUGGCAACACUAACGUCGAUGUCAAUGUCAAUGUGCCCGGCGGCACGAGCAGUGGUGGGAGCGGCAGUAUCAGCAGUGGCAACCAGCAGCAGCAGCAGCAGCAGCAGUCCAAGCAGCAGGGCAGCGGCGGCAGUAGCAGUGGGCAGCAGGGUCAGGGUCAGGGCCAGCAGGGUCAGACGGCUGUCAACGUCAAGGCGCCCUUCACUGACGUGGCCGUGGAUGCUGGCAAGAGCGGCAGCGUGUCCGUGACCGCGCCCUUCUACUCCGGCACCAACGCCUGGGGGGGCCGCCGCCUCAGCAGCUCUGAUGGCGGCGGCGCCAAUGUGGGCGUCAACGUCAACGUGCCUGGCGGCAGUAGCAGCGGUGGCAACAACAACAACAACCAGCAGGGCCAGGGUCAGUCUCAGCAGGGCCAGCAGCAGCAGCAGCAGGGCCAGCAGGGUCAGACGGCUGUCAACGUCAAGGCGCCCUUCACCGAUGUGGGCGUGGAUGCCGGCAAGAGCGGCAGUGUGUCCGUGACCGCGCCCUUCUACUCCGGCACCAACACCUGGGGGGGCCGCCGCCUCAGCAGCUCUGAUGGCGGUGGCGCCAAUGUGGGCGUCAACGUCAACGUGCCCGGCAGUAGCAGCGGUGGUGGGAGCGGCAGUAGCAGCAGUGGCAACAACAACAAAAACAACCAGCAGGGCCAGGGCCAGUCUCAGCAGCAGCAGCAGCAGGGUCAGACGGGCGUCAACGUCAAGGCGCCCUUCACUGACGUGGCUGUGGAUGCCGGCAAGAGCGGAAGUGUGUCCGUGGCCGCGCCCUUCUACUCCGGCACCAACGCCUGGGGGGGCCGCCGCCUCAGCAGCUCUGACGGCGGCGGCGCCAAUGUGGAUGUCAAUGUCAACGUGCCUGGCAGUAGCGGCAGUGGCGGGAGUGGCAGUAGCAGCAGUGGCAACAACAAUAACAACCCCCAGGGCCAGCAGCAGCAGCAGCAGAAUGGCGGCGGCGGCAGUGCGGCGGCGGUGAACGUGAAGGCCCCGUACACGAACGUCAACGUGGAUGCCGGAAAGAGUGGCAGCAGCAGUGGAAGCGGCGACCAGCAGCAAUCCCAAAGCCAGUCUGAGGGCCAACAGGGCCAGCAGCAGUCUCAGGGCCAGACGGGCGUCAACGUCAGGGCGCCCUUCACAGACGUCAACGUCGUGGCCGGCAAGAGCGGCAGCGUGUCCGUGACCGCCCCCUUCUACUCUGGCACCAACGUUUGGGGCCGCCGCCUCAGCAGCUCUGAUGGCGCCAAUGUGGGCGUCAACGUCAACGUGCCCGGCAGUAGCGGCAGUGGUGGGAGCGGCAGUAGCAGCAGUGGCAACAACAAUAACAACAACCGGCAGGGCCAGGGCCAGUCUCAGCAGCAGCAGCAGGGCCAGCAGGGUCAGACGGCCGUCAACGUCAAGGCGCCGUACACUGACGUGGGCGUGGAUGCCGGCAAGAGCGGCAGUGUGUCCGUGACCGCGCCCUUCUACUCCGGCACCAACGCCUGGGGGGGCCGCCGCCUCAGCAGCUCUGAUGGCGGCGGCGCCAAUGUGGGCGUUAAUGUCAACGUGCCCGGCAGUAGCAGCGGUGGUGGGAGCGGCAGUAGCAGCAGUGGCAACAACAACAAAAACAACCAGCAGGGCCAGGGCCAGUCUCAGCAGCAGCAGCAGCAGGGCCAGCAGGGUCAGACGGGCGUCAAUGUUAAGGCGCCGUACACGAACGUCAACGUGGACGCCGGCAAGAGCGGCAGCGUGUCGGUGGAUGUGCCCUACCACACCGGUACCUACUUCUGGGGCGGUGGCGGCGGCCACCGCCGCCUCCAGCGUCUGCUGAUGUGAGGAGCGAGACCUAAGAACUACUUACUCAGAUUGAUCAGGUACAUCGCGUUGGCGCCUCACCUCCUGCGCGUGGGUCGAAUGGGUGUUUAAUUCUUUUCGUGCGCAUACCCAGCACACACCAUCGGGAAUUGGAGGGAUGGAAGUGGGUUCUGGCGUGUACCGGGGUGGGGGUGGGUGGGUGGGUGUAUGGUCAUGGUGCAAUUCUCGUGAGGAGCCGGCAGUAUACGCGCUCUCGCUGGCUUUACAUGAAGGCACGGGACUGAACGGAAAUAAAUGUACACACCAUACAUCACGAUAGGGCGGGAGUGCGGGAUAGGUGGCACUCCGGAGAGAGGUGAGGACUGUGUACCAUACAUGAGCAAGCAACUCGUAUGAAUCUAGGAAGGCUGGGGAAAUGUUAUGAUGAUUGAUUAGGUACUUACAAUGCAGGCAGGAGCGAGGCUGCCUAAUAAAGACGCACGCACUUUUCAGCGUCAUGCACUAGUUCAACAUGCCCAGCCGCCUCCUAAUCCGUUAAUUGCUGGUAAGCAAGCAAGGCGGCAGUCGAAGGGACACUUGGCACGCAUGAUGGUUCUCAGUCGGUCUCGUGGCUGUUCGUUGCGGUUGUUUAAAUGUACCGGUAGGUUGUUGUACCGGGAGGCAUUGGGAAACUGAACAGGUAGGGACGCGCGACCAAGGCAAUGCCGGCGUUCAUUCUUUCUUGUGAGGGCGCGUCUGCCGUAACUGCAGUACCAGGAGCAGCGGCGGCGGCCCGUGAGCAUGUUUUGAAAGCAAACAAUGCGCCCAGAUUCAAGUCCACCAUUUCAAUCAAGACGCGACACACGUGGCAGCAUGGGCGGACUGGCGGAGGUAGGCGGGGCAAGAUUGCGCUGUUGUACAGUAGACGGCGGCAUGAGGUUGUUGUAUGUUGACAAGUAGGCGACACCUCUCGUAGCGCGUGUAGCUGCAUGCUACCCUGCUAACCCUGCAGGCGGCACUUGGGGCCAAGUAAAACUUGUCGGCUCUGAAUGUGGGAAGGCCUGAUGCACUCGGAGAUUCCCUGAAGCGCGGCCGGGUGUGUGUGUGUGUGUGUGUGGCCGGGAGGUCGCACGGCCAGCAGCAGGCGACUGAAGUGGCAGCAGCAGGAGGGCAGCAAGGCCAGGUCGAUCUGUCGGGCCUGUGCAUACGGUACGGUAUGUGUUCGCUUGCAAGUUGAUUGGGUUCGUGGUCCGUGGCAACUUUACGAGCACGCAAGGAUACGCUUGCUUGGCACGAGCGGAGGUGCCCUUGGGACCCAGCGACCCACGCGGCCGUCAGGUUCCCGCUGCUGCUUGCACGAACCGGGGAUGUUGUAAUGCAAAAAAGAA